This is a messenger RNA of Phytophthora sojae, 3138 nucleotides long. RefSeq lists its product as hypothetical. Gene Ontology annotation, molecular function: protein binding. The record is from RefSeq and is a predicted model, not a curated record. Bases 1 to 3138 code for a protein of 1045 amino acids. NCBI's taxonomy places the organism in Eukaryota, Oomycota, Peronosporomycetes, Peronosporales, Peronosporaceae. The transcript has 4 exons.
AUGGCAUUCAGUCACGAUGGCCAACUACUUGCAACUGCCUCUUGGGAUUCGACGUGCAUGCUCUGGAAAGUCUCGACCGCCACACAGUCCGACAUACCACGAAGAUCUUGUUCUGGCCCAAUAAAGGCAGAUGAGGGGGUUCAUUUGACGCUCUUGAUGAUUUUACCCGUUCAUGAGGAGGGGGCUUCGUGUCUCGCGUUCACGGUCGAUGAUCAGGCUCUGGUUACUUGCGAUGGGUGUGUCGUAAAGCUAUGGGAUGUAUCUGAUGCAUCGACGGACAACCAGGACGAGGGAAACAAAUUGAAGAUGUCGUUGUCAUCUCUCAGUGAACAACUUGACGGGUGGCAGCGCGCGAUCCCGUUCUCGUUCUCCAUCGAGUCGUCGACAAACCUCUUCGCGUUUGAUGAAUCCGUGACCGCUCUAGUCCCGAACCACGAGUGGAUGAAUUUCCGUGAGCGUGCGGAGACGCUGACGCUGCUUGCUCCCUCUCAAACAGAAGGCGAGCGGAACGACGCAAUCGACAUCCGGCAGUGCGUCGACCACAUCAUUGAAGAGAUCGACCCAAGCCAAGAUGAAGCACAAAAGCUCCUCAAUGCUCUUGUCAGCAGUAAGAAGGACGCAGAAGAAGGUUCGAAAAGGGAGGACAACAACGCAAGCGAUGCCAAUGCGCUGACACCGGAGGAGAGUGCGCGGUUGAGAACGCAAUUCCGAAGUAUGGAGAACUUCGACUUCGAGAGGCUCUUCACACCCGCUAUGUCCCUGUCAAUGGACUGUAUUCCAACCAAGACUCUGACGAGGGUGCCUCCCAACCCUGAUGCGGAUGGCCGAUUGAUUCGGUCGUUUUCUAAAUGCACAGCGGCUGGAAUCUUCUCUUCUCACUCGUCGACAAUUACAGGCUGUGCUGUGGCUCAAGAGCUCGACUUGCUGGUGACUGUGGCGCUCGACAGGUCGAUUCGAUAUUGGUCACUCGAGCAAGGAGUCGUGCUGGAGGCCGUAUUCGAUGCCCAUAGCGCGCCAAUCACUUGCUGCGCGCUGACAUCGCCGACCACGUGCAACUUAAACGUCUAUGAAAUGCUGCUCGCUACGGGUGGGUCGGACAACUUGGUUAAAGUUUGGCGCAGGAAUCCGCCCGCACGAGCAGAAUGCAUGUGCAGCCUUUCGGGGCACAACGACGCCAUCAGAUCCCUCGCCUUCGACCCCAGCGGCGUCUUCCUCGUCUCUUCCAGUGAGGACACGACCGCAAUAAUGUGGCGCGUUCGCCCUUCAAGCCCCGACCCGCCCGAGAGGCCUAUGGUGGUUUCAGUCGACCGCUUCUCCAUCAACACUUCGUGGGUCGAGCCUCUGGCGAACGGCGCCAAGAUUCUCCAUUACAUCGUGCGAACUACACAAGUGAGCUCGUUCAUAGGCGACGGCAGUGAUAUGGUCUCCAUUCCAGAUACAGAAGUCCCCGCAAAGUACCUCUCGAAAACCAUCGACAAGCUCCAGCCAGGGGUCAAGUAUACGCUUCAAGUCGCUGCAGUUAACCAGAUCGGAAUAAGUGAGUUUAGUGUUGCCACGGAGCCUGUGGAAACUCUCGCGUUCGUUCCGUCACAAAUUGAUCGCCCCGUGCAACACGAGAACCGUGAAGCCACGCGCAUUACGCUCUCCUGGACGGCGCCGUGUCCGAACGGCGCGGCGAUUCUAUCGUACACCAUUCAGUGCAGACCAGAGAACAGCGCAUUCGUUCCGGUACGAGAAAUCACCCUCCCCGUGGACGAGAUCAAAGUUUCUGUCGUAGAGCCACCAAAUCUGAGUGCUGCCGGGAUAUCGCGCUCGAAGAAGCCAACUGCUCCAGCGCAACCCACUCAGGCUGUUGCCACCCUCUCGUAUACUGCGGACGAACUCUGGGCUGGCGAGGUGUACCAGUUCGUGGUGGCGGCGUCGAACCGCUGCGGGCUUGGCGAGUUUUCGCGCGUGAGUGACUAUGUCAAGAUGGACUGCAUGGCCCCCGACCAGCCCGAGAAACCCGAGAUCGUGAACGUUGACAAGCGCCAACUCGAGGUGCAGUGGGUGAAGCCUCGCUGCAAUGGAAGCGACGUCUUGCAGUACACACUGAGGUGGAGUCAGCAGGUCGAGGACAGCUCCAGCACUAUGGAACACACGGUCGACCUGCUUACGCGCUCCAUCGCUGGGACCAAGUACACUCUCACUGGCUUAGAGCCUGGUAGUCCCGUCCAAGUGUGGGUGUCCGCGUCCAAUCUGGUGGACAACAAGCUGCUGACGUCUCUCGAGUCCCUGCCCAGCGACGCUGUGGCCACUCUGUGCGACGUACCGGGCAUUCCCGACGCUCCUAGUCUUCUAGAGCCGACAGCGCACACGUUGCUGCUUGCGUGGACGCCUCCAAAGCGCAACGGGCUUCCAAUUGACGCCUACGAUGUCGCUCUCUACUCGGAAGACACGCAGUUCGGGGUUCGCGUUCGUCAGCUAAGCCGCGAGUUCACUCUGAAGCCUCACGAUAUAUUCCAGCCCAGCUCGGAUGCAAGGACCGUGGCGUUCCUCCUGCGCCAUCUACGGGGUGAGACCUUCUACAGCGCCACUGUGAGUGCAUGCAACAGCUUAGGGGCGAGUGGUGUCAGCGUUGCCUGCGUUCCGGUGCAGAUGAGAGCCCCAACUGUCCCCGACGCCAUUCCAGAAGCCCCUGCUGUAUCGGACGUGACGCCCACGAGCGUCGUCGUGACCUGGAAGCUCCCGUCGCACGACGGUGGAGCCGCUCUGCGUGGAUUUCACGUGGAGUACAGCGUCCGCUCCAACCGCAGCGACGGUCGACUUCAAGAGAAGAUGGAGAGCGGAGGCGACGUCACUGUCUCUCGAGGCCUUGAACUACACGCGACGUUCCUCAAGCCGCACCGCGUCUAUCGCUUCCGCAUCUCUCCUGAAAACCGCGUCGGUCGAGCAAGUCCCAGCGCCUGGUCCGAGGAAGUGGCCACGCCCAGUCUGGUGGAGUUCACAGUCACGCGCUACUUCGCGCAUCGUCCGCCAGAGGAGCACGCAGCCGCGCGCUACAUCCAGCGGAGAUAUCGAGCGUGGAAGAAAAAGGCCGCGGACGAAGCGCGCUUCAUCGCUGCUCUUGUGGAGGUGCUACGGCACUGGCAUAUUUGA